Messenger RNA from Ahaetulla prasina, 2488 nucleotides. RefSeq names its product histone deacetylase 3 (gene HDAC3). The record is from RefSeq and is a predicted model, not a curated record. The transcript is spliced from 16 exons. Bases 53 to 1441 code for a protein of 462 amino acids. Lineage: Eukaryota; Metazoa; Chordata; Lepidosauria; Squamata; Colubridae. Gene Ontology annotation, molecular function: histone deacetylase activity.
GGGACGCAACCGGGAGGUCAUUCGGCGCUCGAGUCCUUCCGAGUGUGGCGGCAUGGCGAAGACUGUGGCUUAUUUCUAUGAUCCCGAUGUGGGCAAUUUUCAUUACGGAGCAGGACAUCCCAUGAAACCACAUCGGUUGGCAUUGACCCACAGUCUGGUGCUACAUUAUGGACUCUAUAAGAAGAUGAUUGUAUUUAAGCCGUAUCAAGCUUCUCAGCAUGACAUGUGUCGCUUUCAUUCAGAAGAUUAUAUUGACUUCCUUCAGAGAGUUAGUCCUAACAACAUGCAAGGAUUUACCAAAAGCCUCAAUGCUUUCAAUGUGGGAGAUGACUGCCCUGUUUUUCCAGGACUGUUUGAAUUUUGUUCUCGAUAUACUGGCGCUUCCUUGCAAGGAGCAACACAGCUGAAUAAUAAGGUCACAAGUCCAUUACAUGGUCCAAUCAGGUCACAGUCCCAACUACGGCUGGCUUUUGUCCACACCCUCCAACACCUGGUAGAGCGUGCUUGGCUUCCACAGAUUUGUGAUAUUGCAAUUAAUUGGGCUGGAGGACUGCAUCAUGCCAAGAAGUUUGAGGCUUCUGGGUUUUGUUACGUGAAUGACAUCGUGAUUGGCAUUUUGGAGCUUCUCAAGUACCACCCACGUGUGCUUUACAUUGAUAUAGACAUCCAUCAUGGAGAUGGUGUGCAGGAAGCUUUUUACUUGACAGACCGUGUCAUGACAGUAUCUUUUCACAAAUAUGGGAAUUACUUUUUCCCUGGUACAGGUGACAUGUAUGAAGUUGGAGCUGAGAGUGGCCGCUAUUACUGUCUAAAUGUACCUUUGCGGGAUGGCAUUGAUGACCAAAGUUAUAAGCACCUCUUUCAGCCAGUCAUUAAUCAAGUGGUGGAAUUCUAUCAGCCAACUUGCAUAGUGUUGCAGUGUGGUGCUGACUCCUUAGGCUGUGAUCGCCUGGGCUGCUUUAACCUCAGUAUAAGAGGACACGGGGAGUGUGUGGAAUAUGUAAAAAGUUUCAACAUUCCCCUUCUGGUAUUAGGAGGCGGUGGUUAUACAGUUCGCAAUGUGGCCCGAUGCUGGACUUAUGAAACAUCAUUGCUUGUAGAUGAAGCAAUUAGUGAAGAGCUUCCAUAUAGCGAAUAUUUUGAAUACUUUGCUCCAGACUUUACUCUCCACCCUGAUGUCAGCACUAGAAUUGAAAAUCAGAACUCAAGGCAGUACUUAGAUCAAAUACGGCAGACAAUAUUUGAGAAUUUGAAGAUGCUGAAUCAUGCACCUAGUGUCCAGAUCCAUGAUGUCCCUUCUGAUCUCCUGAGCUAUGAUCGCACAGAGGAGCCUGAUCCAGAAGAGAGAAGUUCAGAAGAUAAUUACAGCAGGCCAGAAGCUUCCAAUGAGUUCUACGAUGGUGACCAUGAUAAUGAUAAAGAAAGUGAUGUUGAAAUAUGAGGGCUGAAUCCUAUACGUUUACACUAUGUGAAAUUGUCUGGAUGAUAAGACUCUAAGGAAGCAGUAGGUUCCAGUAGAAAGAAUUGCUUGAGCACAAAAGGCAAUGAGGGUUUCUAGUCGACCUGAUCUUCAGCCAUUGUUUGUGGGAAUAAACAUUCCUCACUUCAGGUUCAUAUAAGGUUCAGGUUGUUGCUAGCUGACCCUCUUCAAUUCUCAUUCUGCAAUGACCAUCACUUUUCACAAGGCUGCUGCUCUUCAAAAAAGAACAGGAUUUGCAUAGUAUUUUGAACCAUUUUUCUUAGUUUUAUUUUCCUAAUUAGAAACCUGCAGUAAAAAGCUUACCUACACAGACAAAUUUUCAGCCUUCUAUAGCAAUGGGAAUUAUAAACAGUGAUCAGAUAAUGUUGGUGGAUAUUUUGCUUGACUAUAAUAGAAGUGGAGAAGUCAUGUUAAGUAGCACUCCAAUCAUGUGGAUUCUUUUAAAAGUUAUCUUUUGUUAAUCUUUCUGCUGGAGAUGCUACAUAUUGCAUGGCAAUAUGCCCAUUGAGAAAUUAAUUUGGAAAUUUUUUGUGACUUUUAUAGCAGAUGUCUAUAGCUUAUUGGAGAAUACUUCUGUUUUUGCUUCAGUGAAGGAAUAUUAUUAAGGGAAGAGUCCCGGACCAAAAAUUAACUUCAGUGUAUAUCUUUUGCUAUCUGUUAAAAGUCCUAUGUUUUGAUUUUCAGUAUUAUUCAUGCUUGAAUUCUAAAAGAAAGAAUCUAGGAAGGAAGGAUACUUUUCACAGAAAAAUGUAUCAUUCUCCCUUUUUACCUUAUUUAUCAUUGGCUGGUAUCUGAAGUAUUUCUUUGAAUGAACUGAAAUGGAAAGAGAUUUCCCAACCUUAAUUCCGCCUCAUCUAAUGUGGGCUUAAAUCUUUUUAAUUAAACUGCAUGUGCUGAAGAUAGUUGCCAACAUUUGAGAAGUUCUUUGCAGCUAAAACAAAAGAGAGGCAAUUGCCCUUUUCUUAUAUUUUAUCGGUGAGUUUAAAAUAUUAAACACAAUAUUUCUUA